Messenger RNA from Strongylocentrotus purpuratus (purple sea urchin), 5714 nucleotides. RefSeq lists its product as uncharacterized. The transcript is spliced from 8 exons. Gene Ontology annotation, molecular function: calcium ion binding. Lineage: Eukaryota; Metazoa; Echinodermata; Echinoidea; Camarodonta; Strongylocentrotidae. Bases 234 to 1367 code for a protein of 377 amino acids. The record is from RefSeq and is a predicted model, not a curated record.
ACAUCCCGCCAUAAUCAGCUGACCGCUCGAGUCGAGUCGCGAAUGUAAACAAACUUCCAUUAUGCUGAGGACGAGCAAAGCAACGCAAAAGCACUUCCUUAGUACGCCGCUCUGCUCCGUGGACUAACAACUGUUGCAGCACCCGACUACCGAAAAGAUCUGUUGCAAAGGCCAGGGAGGAGAGGCAUUGUUUUCGCCAAUAUUUUGCUUUAUUCUGUGAAUUUAGAAUAAAAAUGUCUGAGGAAAACUUCUUCGAUAAUCUAAAGAAAGAUGUGUCUUUUAGUGGAAACCGUGAAAAAGAGGCAGCGUGCCUGAAACGCUACAACAAAAGAGGAGAUGGUGUGCUAGACCUAGAGGAGUUCCACAUGAUGUGCCUGGAUCUCUUUGUAGAAGAUGGCAAGAGCUGUGCUCUCUCAGAAACACAAUCAAGACAGAUAUUUGAACAGCUAGAUGAAAAUCAGGACAACUACAUUGACAAGGAGGAGUUUCACAUCCUGUGGAGAUACUGGCUUCCCAUGAUUCUUCAGGCCAAAGCAGCCCUCAUAGCAGUAGAUGUACAGAAUGAUUUCAUAGAUGGAUCAUUGGCAUUAACUGAUGCAGAAGCAAUUGUGCCUGUCAUAAACAGAAUUCUUGAAGAUGAGAGCAUGUUUGAGCAAGUCAUCUACACAUAUGAUUGGCAUCCAGAGAAUCACGUUUCAUUCCACAAGAAUGUCUGUAUGAGAGAACUUCACUCCACAUCAAAAAUCACGCAGAAGGAGAAGGCUUGUGUCUUUGAUACCGUAGUCUUUGAUGGGCACGUCCCCAUGGAACAGACGUUAUGGCCGGCCCACUGCGUGCAAAACACACAUGGGGCUAAGCUUCAUGCUGAUCUUAAGAUUGUGAAGGACCACGUGGACAUUUACAAGGGCUCGUGUGACCAUGUCGACAGCUAUUCUGCUUUCUUCGACAAUCAGCGGCUCGCGCAAACAGACCUGGCGACGGUGCUGUGCAGUAAGCGCAUCACGGACGUGUACGUCUGCGGUUUGGCAACGGACGUGUGCAUCAGGCACACGGCCAUUGAUGCAGCAAGUCUGGGUUUCAGGCCAUUUGUCGUGGAUGAUGCUUGCAGGGGGCAAACGAAGGAGAGUUGCGACAAGGCAAGGAGAGAGAUGGAAGAAGCAGGCUGUAUCAUGAUUUCAUCUACGCAAGUCAAGUCAAUGGUUGAAGCCAACACAAGGAUGCCCAAGGCGGCUCUCCAAGCUGCGGAGAAUGUCGCCCUCGCGAGACAGAAAGCAAAGGUCAAACUAGCGAGCAUCAACGGGGACCACGGAGAUAAACCAUUAUCCAAUGGCUUCGACGCAGCGACUUCCAACCUUCUGGACUUAUAAAAGGGGAUUGAAUGAAAUUCAGAAGAAAAUGCUUCUCCAUGUAGUCAUGGCAACAUCGUAUCAACCAAAAUCACACUCUGAGAUCAAGAUUGCAUAUCCUCUCUGAGUGUGGCCAAUUUGUGUCUUCAUGAUUACAACAUAUCUAUGCUAUGCCAUACAAUCAGUCAUGCAUAUAGUAAGGAUAGCUGUGUACCAACAAACAAAUCACUGAGACCAUAUGUCCAUCAAGGCAUAAAGAUUUCCAGCUGCUUUUGGUAAAUUUACAGUUUACCGGUAUAUUUCAGAUACCGUGUUCCUAAAAUUUUGACAUAAACGGACUUUGUGAUACAGGUAUUGUAACAGGGAGAAUACGUACCAUUUUAAGAAGCUUGAUUGUGGUAGGGCUCUAGUGUAACUGUUGAACGAAGCAAUGAUUAAACCUUUUCUGAAAUUAUUAAAGAAUGCUGCCUUUUUUCAAAUUGGAUGGAAUUAAUAUAUCGUUUAUAGCCUGUUCUCUUAUUAGAUAAUUUUUGGCCUUUCAUGUCUCUUCUGUCUUCAUACAGUUGAUAGCUUUAAUGAUGAGCAAAGGAGAGUGGUACUAAUUACAGGGAUAAUAGACUAAUAUAAAUAUCACUGUUUUUUACAGGUCUAUUUUCUAUAGAGUCUACAGGCAUCUUUGAGGCAUUUUUGACUUGUUUUAUACUACCAUGUACAAAGUAGUCACUUUUUUUAUGUGGAGGGACUCAAAGGUCUCAUGUAGACAUACCUCUAUUCUCUAUAGUGUACUACACAAUUAUUUGAUAUGUAUGUACAAGCUAAAUCAUGUUUUAAUUCAUGCCAUUUACAUAAUUACUGUCAUUCUAUGUGCAUGCAUGUGUGAUCAUAAAAGGAGGAUAAAAAGAAGCUCUAAAGUUCACCUCAUUUACAGUACUAAAAUACUUGUAUGUACAUAAGAUCUUAUAGGGUCAAAAUAAGUUUGAAGAAUACAAAAUUGCUGCCUGAUAAUUUAUGUAGGGGGCUUUAUGACGUUUUGGAAACAGGCUAAUUGUGCCAAGUAAUCUUUCAACGUAUUGGAAAAGUAUGCACCAUGUUAAUUUUGAAAGACUUUCAAAAGAAUUUUUCUUUCUCUUUUAACAAUAAGGUUGUAAUGAUUUGUUUCUUUUCUAAUUUACAUGUUAAUUAAAAGAGUUGUGUUGCUUGAAGAAGACACUCUUUAGGGAAUCUUUGGUAUUCUUAUUGCGUAAGCAAAUGGUACAUUUUUUUGUUUUUUGCAGGGGCGUAAUUUUUCAUGGGCUAAUUUAUGCCUAACAUCCCUGUUUAAGUCCAUGUAUCACUAAAGAUUCUCUUUUCUUUAUUUUUCAAAUAAGCACAGAGAUCAUCUCUCUCUCUCUCUCUCUCUCUCCUCCCUUCUCUUUUUUACUUUGUCAUUUGAAAUGACUUUUAAGUGCUCAGAUUAACUGUAGAACAUAAAAAUUGACAUGGAGCCAUUCAACCACCUUUUCAUUCUACAAAGUUUAUUUUAGCGCAUGAAAUAACUGAGAAAACACAAAAUUCAUAUCAUAACAUGAUUUAUGUAAAAAGCCAGAACUUAGAUCAAGUGAAUUAUGGGUAUUUGAAUUUAUAGUAUAGAUGAAUCUCGUUGAACUUUGUAUCAAAAAUAUUUUGCUGCUGGAAGGUGUACUAUUAUAUAGGAAUAAAUGAUAUGAAAAUUGUUAAUCAACAUAUCAUUGGAGAGGGAACUAAAGAUAUUUCAAGAUCAUACGAUAGGCAAUAUUUUUUUGCAUGACACAUGUACAUGUAGUAUCCUUUCUUGAUUUAAAUGCAUAUGAAUAAGGAUUUUUUUUCUUCUACGGGUCGGUGUAAGGAAAUACAUAUUGUAAAUUUUGAUAGUAUAUGCAACUGAAAAUUGGGUGACAUUGAAGAUAAAAGUACAUGGAGUCAUAUGUAUUACCAAAGAAAUAUUGUGUGUAUAUAUAUAUAUAUAUAUAUAUAUAUAUAUAUAUAUAUAUAUAUAUAAAAUUCAAAGUAUUAAGAACCUGGUAUUUACUAUUUGCAAUUAUGACCAGCAUCAAUGAUUCCCAAUUAUUAUUUUGAUUUGGACACAGGAGAUUCAGUAUGCAUGAUUAAAAUAUUGAUAUUCGUAUUAAAAUUUAGUCACUUUAGCUGAGAAUAUUUAGGAAGAUUUGCUUUUGAUAGUGAAAGCUGUGGCGGAUUAACUUAUUUUAUUGUUUUGAUAUGUUUAAUUGUAAAACAUUAAUAUAUUUAAAGUACAUGUAGAUGUAGAUGAUGAGCUGAAAGCCAUUUUCUUCCAUAAGUGGAAAGAAAUCUUUAACACCCCAUUGCACUUUAUUAAUGUCAUUAAAUGUGCAGAGCUUCGAACUGUAUCUUAUUGAUUCUUAUAAUAAUAUGGAUAUAUACCACCCAAUGGGCUAGUAAACUUAUUUCAGUUGAAGGUACUUGCAGGGUAUCUUGCUGCGAAAGUAAUUGCUUUUGUUGAAAUGACCAUAUUUUACACCAUAAAAAACAGAUAGGAAACCUGAAAGUGAAAAAAGUUGUUAAAUAUUAACAAUGAAUCCCAUUUAGGGGCAAACUGAUAUGAUAUAUCGCUACCUUCCGUAUCAUUUCAUUUUAAACUAAAAAAGAAUAGCCUCAAUUCUGUCAUCUGUUUUCUUAGACUUGGUAAUGAUCUAUUUCAUAAACUGAAAUCACAAAUGGAGACACAAUUUUAACCAGCAUUUUUCAUUAAAAUAAAAAUGUUCUUAAAAAAGAAAGUAUGUACUGACAAUGAUGAUCACGAUUCACAACACUUAAAUGCCAUGAUUUAAUCAAGUAGAUAUAAGUGUGCAUGCUCCUCAACAGAAUAUUUGAUAUUUAAGCAUGAUUGUAAGGCAUAUCAUGUUCUAGAUUGUAGGCUAUGACAUGUGAAGUGUGUGCCUUUACAAAGUCUCAUGAAUGUAAAAUUAAGUUUUAUAGGAUUUUUGAGCCAUCCACCACUCUGCUGUAUUCCACAUGUUUGUGCUCUUUUCAACAAUCUGAGUGCUUUCAAAUAUUACCAAUCAUCUCACAUUUCCAUCUUGUUUUUGUCCAAGAAAUUGUUUGUGUCAUUCUUUUUGCAAUCAUUAUCCAACCAUUAAGUGCUUGUACUAUGUGAUUUUAUCUCUAUAUUUAGGUGUUAUCAUUUUCAUGUUCUUAAUUGUUUAAUGUGUUUGAUGUUUAAGGUUUUUAUGUGCUGUGAUUUCUCUUUUAAGAUUUGAUUUUGUUGCCAAAAAAUGUUCUUGUCAUCAAUUGAUUUUAAUAACCAAUUGUAAAUUAUCAGAAUGUUGCCUUCAGACCAGAGUUUGUGUUUUUCAUGUACAUACUGCAGCAGCUUAUUACAAUCCUCGUAAUUAUUCCAAAUACAUGUUUACCGCCUUAAAUAUUUUCCUAUUAAAACUAGAUGAGACAGAUUAAACGCUUAUUCACAUGAUUUACAAUACAGUAAAUCUUAGAGUUUCCUGCGUCUGUGUCUUGCCGUAUUAUGUCUGAAAGAGCCUUACAGGGGCAAGACUCUGAUCUAUAUUAUGAUACAUGCAUCAUCAUCAUCUGUCUUGCAUUAUUCAAUGAAUAUCCUGAGUAUCAGGCUAUAUUACUUGAUGGAUUGUCUUGCUUUGAAAAUAUUUGAUUUUUCAUAUACUCCAAUUUUAUCAGUAUUAAGUUUUAAACCAUUAUUGUCUUUUAUGUAGGAAGCCCCACAUACUAAUUAUUUUGUUUCACAUGUAUAGUAUUACUGUACUGUUCAUUACUUGAUUGUAUUUAUACUUCUCCAACAUUAGGUUAUAUACGAUUUCAUGUAAAUUAUCUUGUCAAGUAAAUAUUUCGUGAAAUUCCUUAGAUUCUUUUUUCUUUUACUUUUAGCCUCACUUCAAUUAAGCAAUUUAAAUAUGCAUGAAAAGAAUUUAAAAUCAGCAUUCACAAAAUUAUUUGAUGUACCGUGCUAAUGGGUGACCAAAAUUUAGUUCAAGAUAUGAAAAUCAGAUUAAUAGAAGGAAACCAAAAAUGUUUACAUCGUUUUUUGCAAGCCUUUCUUACCAUUAUACAUGUAUACUUAUUUAAAGUCUUCUUUACUGUUCCUACCAGUCCUGUUUAGAAUUAAUAUCAGUUAAAAGAUGUUUGGAAACCUGGUAUCAAUAUGUUUGCCACUGUAAUUGCUCUUAGUUUAGAAUACCAUUACUUAAUCUUUUCAAAUGUUAAAAAGGACAGAUUUUGUUUUAGGUAAAUUUUUGGUUUCAUUUGAAAUCUGCAAUAUCCUUGUUAAUAACUUUCUUCUAUUGCUGAAUGGUAAUAAAUUUCUGCCUUAAUUACUUUUAUGAAAAAUGGAAAGAUAAUUAA